Molecule: messenger RNA, 444 nt
Organism: Fonsecaea multimorphosa CBS 102226
Lineage: Eukaryota; Fungi; Ascomycota; Eurotiomycetes; Chaetothyriales; Herpotrichiellaceae
Exons: 2
Coding region: 1-444 (147 amino acids)
Source: RefSeq, a predicted model, not a curated record
AUGGAUUGUGGCGGCGUUGGUCUCUAUUCCACCGCUGCAGACUAUGCAAAGCUUCUCGGAGGCUUGUUGAGUGGCGGCCAGAAUAUUCUCAAGCCAGACACAGUUCACGAGUUGCUGAGUUGGCAGCUUCCCGAUGCGAGCUUUGUUCUAGAUCAAUUCUUUGGCGAAUAUCAUGCGAUACUCCCUCCGGAGUUUCCGAAGGAUAUGCCUUUAAACUAUGGCCUUGUGGGUGCCAUAAAUCGGGUUGAUAUUCCAGGGAAGCGACGCGCAGGGAGUGUGAUGUGGUAUGGUAUAGCUAAUUGUCGUUGGUGGCUCGACCACAAGUCAGGAAUCGCCGCGAGGCUGUUUGUUCAAAUAUUGCCUCCAGGAGAUGGCGCGGUAUCGGAGCUGUACGACGAAUUAGAGCGAGCAAUAUAUCAAGCCCUAGGAGCUAGAUCGGCUUGA